Molecule: messenger RNA, 684 nt
Organism: Paraphaeosphaeria sporulosa
Lineage: Eukaryota; Fungi; Ascomycota; Dothideomycetes; Pleosporales; Didymosphaeriaceae
Exons: 3
Coding region: 1-684 (227 amino acids)
Source: RefSeq, a predicted model, not a curated record
AUGGCAACCUUUACGCUCGCUCUUGCUACCCUUGGCAUGCGAAUGUAUUGCAACUUCAAGCGCUUGCGUAAACCAGGCUGUGACGACGGAACCAUCAUCAUAGCAACCAUAUGCUCCCUCAUCCAACUCAUCCUCAACACCCUCUUCCUCCAUCACGGCCUCGGCCGCCACGUCGUCUACCUCACCCCCCACCAGAUCAUCCAGUCGUAUAAGUUCUCCCAACUAGUCAUUUUCCCCUUCAUCUUUUGCACGGUCAUCACAAAGAUAUCAAUUGCAUUUAUGGUGCUGCGGUUGACGCAGGAGCAGUGGAUGAGGUACUGUAUGUUCGCGCUGAUAGCAAGCUUGGUGAUUGUUAACGGCGGAUGUGUGGUGAUACUUUUUACGUAUUGUCGACCGUAUUAUGCGAGUUGGGAUAUUACGGUAACGGGAGAGAGGUGUUGGAGUGGAAGGGUGCUGGCGGUUGCGUCGAGCGUGCAGGGUGUGUGGUCCAUAGCCACCGAUCUGAUAUGCACAUCCACACCCCUAAUGCUGAUCUGGAAGGUUCAGAUGUCGAUAAGCCAGAAGAUUGCAACGACCAUUCUCAUUGGUUUUGGAUUGGUCACUACCGGGUGCUCCGUCGGGCGCUGUGUCUAUUACGCCACUACGAAGUUUAGCCAGGAUCAGACGUGUAAGAGAUUCUUCUAA